UACAGUUGAGUUUUCACCGACAUUUCACCAAACCAGGCUCAGUUCACCAUGACCAAAUUUAUCACCCACCAACCCCAUCAACCUCCAUUGAAGGUCUUACCUGCCUAUGACACACCUGAACAGGACAAUGCCUCAAGAUAUCAUCGCUAAAGAGCAUGCUCCGUGCGCUGGCACAAUGGAAUGAAUAGUGCCAUUCAUUCAGAUGGGCUCAAUGUUCGUCCCAUCUCGAGGUUUCGUAUUGUGCAAGUCCCACUCAGUUAUCCAGAUAGUGCUCCUAUUGACAAAGAAGCCAACAAUAGAUAUCUCAUCGAUAAGAUGAAUUUAUAAUAUGGCUCCAAUCUCAACGCUCCCAGCUGGCUGGCUUCCUUUUUCGUGAAGAGUUUUCAGUUCAAAUACUCACGCUUCCUUUGGCAACGACUGGGUCGUUGGCCUUCCUUACUCAUCAAGAUCUCCUUGAUACCCUCUUUCUCUCGCGUUCAGCAAUGCCAAUGAGACAGUCAAGCAAUCAUGGACCCCAUAUACCCUACCAAUGUUGAGCCAGCAAAGCCAGAUUACUACUUUGAGCUCGGAUUCCCAACCUUUGACGACGAACACACCUACAUCGAGAGAAGGGAUAUCAAGGCCGCUUGGCUCAAGCUGGUCAAGCAGCAUCACCCUGACAAGAGGGGGCCAGGCAACGACGGCGAUACGGCCGAGUUCCGCAGGGUUCAAGAAGCUUAUGACUACCUUCGCGAUGAGGACAAACGCACACGUUACGACGAAGAAUACCCUCGUAUUAGAGUCGAGUGGCUCCGCUACCGGAAGCUGGCUUCCGAAGAAGAGGAUGCUGUAAGACGAGAAAUUGAGGCUUCUGAAAGGGAAAUCACCACACGGGAAAAAGCACGAAGAGAAGCGGAAAGACUCGAAAAGAUUCGAAAUGAGUGGAAUAGAUUUGAAGCCAAGAGACAAUGGGAGUUUGUUGCUGAAUGGAUCCGCCUCCAAGCAGAGAGACAGGCCGAGGAAGCUUCAAGGAGGGCCAAGGAGCAAGAAGAACAAGAGGCCAAAGACAAGCUUAGAGGGCAAAAGCAAGAGCGACGGGACAUGGAAUGGGAGGAGCGGAGGCUUAGGGCAGUUCGGCAUAUUAAGGAACUCGAGGCAGUUCUGCAAGCUGAGCGAGGCGAAAGAUACGAACGGGCUAGACGAGAAGGAAACCGCCAAAGGGAAGAAUGGGAGCGGAGACGAUGGCAAAGAUGGGCGGAAGAAAGCGAAGGAUGGUUCACCAACACCAGGAAAGCUUCAGGGGGCAGAGGACGAUUUGUGGAGGGAGGCAUUUUCGACCCAAGAGCCGGUUCAAAGUGCUCAGAACUCAGAGAGCGAAAGCACUCAAAAAUAUUCUGAAAGUGAAGUUCAAAGUGUGACAACAGAAGAGGCACCGUUUUCCUGCCGCCAUGCUCUCACAGGCUGGGCCGUGAGGUUUGGACGAGCUGAGUGCUUCCUUUGUGGAAGGGUGAAGGGGUGGAUGAGUUGUACUCGACAGUGCCCUGCCUGUAAAGGCAGAGCGUGCCGCAAGUGCAAGAAGCACUACGUGGAAAGUAUUCUGAGGAGGAGACAUAGGAGGUAUCAGAGGGAGAGAUGUUACUAGUAGCCGCAGGAACAAGACGUUGCAUUUUCGAACAUAAG
This is a messenger RNA of Podospora bellae-mahoneyi, 1659 nucleotides long. RefSeq lists its product as uncharacterized. Lineage: Eukaryota; Fungi; Ascomycota; Sordariomycetes; Sordariales; Podosporaceae. The transcript has 2 exons. The record is from RefSeq and is a predicted model, not a curated record. The coding region runs from base 508 to 1377 and encodes 289 amino acids.